AAGCGGCCGGCGCGGGCAGGUAAUCCCGAGCGGGCAGAGGGGCGGCCACCGUCCGUCCGACCCGGGCCUGUCCUGCGAGGCGGCCCGGCAUGUCCCCUGGGUGCCCUGUCCUACCGGGGCGGACCUCUGCUGAGAGAAGGGGCCUGGACACCGGGUGUUCUUAAGAAUGGAAGCACCAUUUCCUUGCCAGAUUCCUUACUGCUGUAACUUAUGAACCUACAGAAUCUUGGGGAAGAACCUGAAUUUAAUGAUGACAAAACCUGUCACCAGUGUAGCAACAACGGUCUAAGGGCAGAAACGAAUAAAAAUAAAAGACGCGUUUAUAUUUAUAUACAACAAAGACAUCAUUUCCCGUGGACAGCCUGCGCCGCAUCGUUCUUCCGAGAUGAACCGGUACACGACCAUGAGACAGCUGGGGGACGGCACGUACGGGAGCGUGCUCAUGGGCAAGAGCAACGAGUCCGGGGAGCUGGUGGCCAUCAAAAGAAUGAAGAGAAAGUUCUAUUCUUGGGAUGAAUGUAUGAACUUGAGAGAAGUUAAGUCUCUGAAGAAACUUAAUCAUGCCAAUGUGAUCAAACUGAAAGAGGUUAUCAGAGAAAAUGACCAUCUUUAUUUUAUAUUUGAAUAUAUGAAAGAAAAUCUCUAUCAAUUAAUGAAAGACAGAAACAAGUUGUUCCCUGAGUCUGUCAUCAGAAAUAUUAUGUAUCAGAUAUUGCAGGGGCUGGCAUUUAUCCAUAAACAUGGUUUUUUCCAUAGGGACAUGAAACCGGAAAACUUGCUUUGUAUGGGCCCAGAACUUGUGAAAAUUGCUGACUUUGGACUUGCGAGAGAACUAAGGUCACAGCCCCCGUAUACGGACUAUGUAUCCACCAGAUGGUAUCGCGCUCCUGAGGUUUUAUUAAGAUCUUCAGCUUACAGCUCUCCCAUCGACGUGUGGGCUGUUGGCAGUAUAAUGGCUGAGCUGUAUACAUUAAGACCACUUUUCCCAGGGACAAGUGAGGUCGAUGAAAUCUUUAAAAUUUGCCAGGUUUUAGGGACUCCUAAAAAAAGUGACUGGCCAGAAGGGUACCAGCUUGCAUCCUCUAUGAAUUUCCGCUUUCCCCAGUGUGUUCCUAUAAACCUAAAAACUCUUAUUCCCAAUGCCAGUAACGAAGCCAUUCAGCUUAUGACUGAAAUGUUGAACUGGGACCCAAAGAAACGACCAACAGCAAGCCAGGCAUUGAAACACCCAUAUUUUCAAGUUGGGCAAGUAUUAGGCCCUUCCUCACAUCAUUUGGAAUCGAAACAGCCUUUAAAUAAGCUUGUGCAACCACUUGAACCAAAGCCAUCUGCAGCGGAUCCAGAACCUCAGCCUCUGCCGGACAUAAAUGACCAGGCUGCCGGACCUCCUCAGCAGCAGAACAGCCACCAGCCACUGCGGCCUAUCCAGCCGCUGCAGAACGUGGGUGUCCAGCCAGCACCCAAACAGCACAGUCAGCAGAAAAGGCCGCCAACCCUCUUUCCAAGUAUCAUCAAAAGCAUGCCCACCAAGCCGGGCGGCACCUUGGGCCACAAAGGUGCCCGGAGGCGCUGGGGCCAGGCCGUGUUCAAGGCUGGAGACGGCUGGGCAGACCUGGAGGACGGCGACUUUGGAGCCUCCCAUUCCAAGAAGCCAAGCAUGGGCUUGUCCAAGGAGACGAGGAGAAAGGAGUCUCCGUUUCGGCUUCCAGAGUCGGUGCCCGCGGGCUCCAGCUACUCAACGAGGGAAAACAAGAGCUUACCUGCUGCUGUUACCCUGAAAUCGGAUUCGGAACUGUCAGCUGCUUCCACGGCCAAACAGUACUAUUUGAAACAAUCAAGAUACCUUCCCGGUGUAAACCCCAAGAACGUAUCCCUGGUUGCCAGUGGAAAGGAUAUGAACCCAUAUGUCUGGAACAACCAGUUGUUUCCUAAGUCACUGGGAUCCUUGGGGGCAGAACUUGCUUUCAGAAGGAAUAACGCAGGAAAUCUUGGAAGUUAUGCUCCUUACAAUCAGUCAGGAUAUAUUCCUUCCUUUUUCAAAAAAGAAGUGGGGUCAGCUGGCCAGAGGAUACACUUAGCACCACUUGGUGCAACAGCUUCAGAAUAUCCCUGGAACACCAAAACUGGUCGGGGGCAGUUUUCAGGACCUACUUAUAAUCCUACAGCCAAGAAUCUAAAUAUUGUGAGCCGUGCACAGCCAGUGUCCCCCGUGCAUGGGAGGACAGACUGGGUGGCCAAGUAUGGAGGCCACCGGUAGGAAUCCUGCGUGAAGCCCCUUGGCGUCACGCCAUGGAGUCCAUGCAAGUCCCCCUGACCCUGGGAAAUGUCUACAGCUGUCUAUUUCUACUGUGUUCUGGAAGAAAUAUAUAAUAGUGGGUACUCUGAAGAGCAAAAAUCAUCUAUCUUAUUUUUUUCCUAGAAAUGAAAUGCAUUUUCUUAGCAUCAUUGCCCACAAUGCUGAUAUACGGGUAGGACUUUAAAAGUAUUGAAUAAACUUUAUUUGCCAAAGUAUUAAGUAUUUGAUCUACAAAUUAAUAGAUACUAAAUACUCUAAGAAGCUUUUUUUAAAAAAGAAAAAUGCCUCCAGAAAUUAGAUGUUUAGAGUGUUUUAUAUUUGUCCCAACUAAUACUUCAUCGUUUGGCCUCAAAGGUUUGUUUUGGAUUUUUACAGCAAUUACAUAGAUGGCUGUGGGCUGUCAGGUACGGUUCUUUGUGACCAAGGUUCUACUUUACCAUUUUGGCAAUGGUAAUUUAUAAAAGAUGGUAAUUCAUCAUUUUCCUCUUUUGGGAUGAAAUAAUUUUGGAAACAAUAAUUCCAACCUAGAGCAGGGUGUCUUUCUUAGAAAUACUUCAACAAAGAUUUCAAAAUUACGUUACCUGAUUAUAGCACAGAAAGGCUCCUGUUUUUGACCGAUACAUUAAUGACGACCAUCAAACCCAAAGCUUGAUGACUGCUAGCUUAACCAAGUCAAGGUCGUCAUCUUCACAGCAAGUGUGUUCAUUACUUUCAAGAUGCUUUCUUUCUGUGUCCCCACCACAGUAUGCCAGCUUGUUCUCCAAAGCAAAUUCCUGCUGCUGCUGCUGCAGACAGAUCACUGACUCAGCUCUGAAUGUCACACUUGCUCUGAAGAGCAAAUGCAUUUGGUUGCUAUAGCAGUGAUCUCACUUAUGACAUAUUUUCUUAAUUUUUAAAUUGGUAUUUAAAAUUGACAUUUUGAACUUAGAACUGGUCUAUUUAAGCCUGUCGUUUUACGGACUGGAUUUUCUUUUUUAAAGAAUAAUGUUAUCAAACUGCUGAUAUCUUACGCAUUUUGGUAUCAUUUUGUGGACAUUAUAUAAAGACACAUUAUAAGAUAAUAUGAUAUUUUUGUACAGAAGACUCACCUUGUUGGAAAAUGUUAAAAUCUAAAGAGUAAUUUAUAUUAUCAGUGAUAAUGGCCAUAUAUAUAUAUUUGUAGUUUUAAUAUCUCAAAGCUAAAAUAUUCUUUGGUGUUGCUGGGAAACUUUUAAACUGUGAAUAGAUAUUAAAAUUGAUAUGGUUAACUAGUGUGUUUUCUUUACAUUUUUAAACUUUAUACUCAUACUCUGAGGCCUGUUUUUGUUGUUAAGGUCAACUUUUUUUAAAAACCAGUUUCAGGUUUAUGAAAUGUCUAAUCACAAAGUACAGAGUUUCCAUACACUCCAUCUCCCCCUCCUCAGUUCUCCCUAUCUUGCCUAAGUGUGGCAUUUGCUACAACUGAAGAACCAGUAUUGAUUCACUGUUAUUAAAGCCCACAGUUUACAUUAGGGCUCAGGUUUUUGUGCUGUACAUUCUGUGGGUUUGGACAACAUGUACAAUGACAUUAACAACCAAAGCUGUAGAGUAUCACAGAAAACAGUUUUCACUUCCCCAGAAAUCCCUUGUUCCACCCAUUCCUUCCUCCCUGCAAACCUCUGGCAACCACUGGUCUUUUUAUUAUCCCCCGUUUUCCUUUUUCCACAGUCACGCAGUUGGAAUUCCGUACCAUAUAGCCUUUUCAGAUUGGCUUCUCUUGCUCCAUAAUAUCCAUUUAAAGUCCCUCUCUCUUUUCUUGGCUUGGUAUCUCAUUUCUGUUUAUUACUGAAUAGUAUUCCAUUGUCUAUAGGCCCAUUGUAUCAUAGUUUAUCCAUUCACCAGCUGAAGGACAUUUGGCUGUUUCCAAAGUUUGGGCAAUUAUGAAUAAAGCUGCUAUAAACAUUCAUGUACACGUUUUUGUGUGGAUGUCAGUUUUCACUUCACUUGAUUCACUGCUGGAUCAUACGGUAGGAGCAUGUUUGAUUCUGUAAGAAUAAAACUCUUCCAGAGUGGGCUCUACCCUUUUGCAUUCCCACCAGCAGUGAAUGAGAAUUUCUGUUGCUCCACGUCCUCACCAUCUCUUGGUGUUGUCAGUGUUUUGGAUUCUGGUGUUCUAGUAAGUAUGUAAUAGCAUCUCGUUUUUAAUUUGCAACACCUAGAAGCACAAGCUGGA
Capra hircus (goat) is the source of this 4487-nucleotide messenger RNA. RefSeq names its product male germ cell associated kinase (gene MAK). Gene Ontology annotation, cellular component: cytoplasm; nucleus; cilium. Gene Ontology annotation, molecular function: protein serine/threonine kinase activity; ATP binding. Gene Ontology annotation, biological process: cilium assembly; protein phosphorylation; intracellular signal transduction. The transcript is spliced from 14 exons. The coding region runs from base 386 to 2257 and encodes 623 amino acids. The record is from RefSeq and is a predicted model, not a curated record. NCBI's taxonomy places the organism in Eukaryota, Metazoa, Chordata, Mammalia, Artiodactyla, Bovidae.